ACCACUCAACUACAUAGCACGAAAAUAACCACAGAGAAAUUAAAAUGGCACAUAUUAGAAUAUCAUGGCUCCUAAUUAUAACUCAAAUUUUCUUGUUAUUACUAGCUAAAACAAAUGCCAAAAUUCCGGCAAUUAUUGUUUUCGGCGAUUCAUCGGUCGAUUCGGGUAAUAACAACUAUAUUCAGACAAUUGCGAAGAGUGAUUUUAUGCCAUAUGGUAGAGAUUUUGCCGGUGGUCGGCCGACAGGUCGGUUUUCUAAUGGAAGAAUUACAACUGAUUUUAUUUCGGAAGCUGCUGGUUUAAAACCAACAGUUCCAGCAUAUUUGGAUCCAGCUUAUAAUAUUUCUGAUUUUGCUGUUGGAGUUAGUUUUGCCUCUGCUGGAACUGGAUAUGAUAAUGCCACUGCUGAUGUUCUCGGGGUCAUACCCUUAUGGAAAGAAUUGGAGUAUUACAAAGAAUAUCAAAAGAAACUAAGGACUUAUCUUGGCGAUGCAAAGGCAAACGAAGUAAUAAGUGAGGCGUUAUAUGCCUCAAGUCUUGGAACAAAUGACUUCCUUGAAAACUACUACACAAUGCCUCAAAGAAGAUCUCAAUACACUGUGGAUCAAUACCAAAGUUUCCUAAUUGGAAUAGCCAAGAAUUUUGUAACCAAUUUGUAUAAUCUUGGAGCAAGAAAGAUAUCACUAGGUGGACUUCCUCCAAUGGGUUGUAUGCCAUUAGAAAGAACAUCAAAUAUGGCAAAUGGGAAUGAAUGUUUGGAGAGUUACAACGUUGUGUCUAUGAAUUUUAAUGAUAAGUUGAGUGAUUUGGUAAUUGAGCUAAACAAAGAGCUUUCUGGGAUUCAAGUUGUUCUCUCUAAUCCUUACAACAUUAUGCUACAAAUGAUUAAAAAGCCUUCCUUAUAUGGUACGUCUUUCCCCUUUUUUUCCUUUAGUUAA
This is a messenger RNA of Nicotiana tabacum (common tobacco), 938 nucleotides long. The record is from RefSeq and is a predicted model, not a curated record. NCBI's taxonomy places the organism in Eukaryota, Viridiplantae, Streptophyta, Magnoliopsida, Solanales, Solanaceae.